AUGACUUCUACGCACUUUUUCGUUUUCAUUACAUUAAAUCUCUUAUAUUAUUCACAAUCAUUACAAUCUGGUUAUACAUGUGAAACAUCAGUAACAUUAACAUGUUCUCAAUCACAAAAAAUAGUCAUUCUUGAAGUGAUUUAUUCAUCAGAAUGUCCAAACUUGAACGAAGAAUUAAAUGGCACUUCAAUAUAUGCACCGUCUCGUUGUAUUGGUUAUUAUCGUGAACGAGUAGGUACUUUAUGUAAUGGAAAAGAAAACUGCAUUAUAGACAAUAGUCUCGAACAACGUCCAGCAUUUCUUAUUGGUAAACAAGCUAAUUGUGCAUUUAAAGGACAAAGUAUAAAUAUUGAAUAUUCAUGUAUUCCUGAUUUUGAUUCGAAUAAACUACCUCGUAUUGAUAUUUGUUCAUUACAAUCUCUUGAUGGUAUCAAAGAAGGUUUUAUUCAUACACCUAAUUAUCCAAAUAAUUAUCCGAAUAAUCUGGCAUGUUUAAAGACAGUACCAGCACCAGUUGCAAGUCAUCGACUAAAAAUUUAUGCUCUUGAUUUUGAUGUUGAAAGUAUUAGUGUAGUUCGUUUGACAAGUAUUGCACGUAUUAAUGAUUGGUUAGAAAUUAAUGAUAAUGGAGAAAAAUUAUAUGGUACUCGACUGCCAUUUACUCUCUUAUUUGAUGAUGUUAUUGAAGCAUCAUUAAUGUUUAAAUCAGAUUUGUCUAAUACAAAACGAUCAUAUAAUGGAUUUUUACUUUACUUUAUCGUCACACCGGUUCGUCGUUCUCGACCACCACCAAUAACAAAAAUAAUAACAGCUACAAAUUUGAACGCUCUCUCUAUUGAUGACUCUACAAAUGCAAUUGAGCAAAAAGCAGCUGGACUUACUGUAGAUAAUCGACGAGAAAAAAAUGUCGGCUUAAUUUUACUUGUUAUUCUUCUCUCUGGCAUUCUUUUCAUCGUCAUUUGUGCCGUUCUACUCUACAAACGUCGUAACGAUCGUCGUAUUCGUUAUUUAGUUGAAACAUUUAACUCAUUCAUACCAAAACAGUCAAAAUCGAUAAUGCUUGAUUCAGUAGAAAAUAGUGAUGAAACAAAAAUUGAUUUAAAAUAUGAUUUAUCUUCCAUGAGUAACAAUAAUAAAUCAAUCUUAAAAUAUUCAAAUGAAAAAUUUCAAGAUUCAGAUCAUAUUUAUUCACAAGAUCCACUUGAAACGAAAGAUUCUUUAAAAACAAAUGAUAAUGAUUCACUUCUAUAUGAAUAUAUUGAUUAUGCAACAAUUAAUCAUCAAAACAAAUAA
This is a messenger RNA of Rotaria sp. Silwood2, 1293 nucleotides long. The record is from the annotation of a GenBank genome assembly. Lineage: Eukaryota; Metazoa; Rotifera; Eurotatoria; Philodinida; Philodinidae.